CGGCUCCAGCAGCACAACGUGGCGCUGACUUCCCGCCGACCGUUAACGGUCGCCAACCACCGUUGCCGUGGCGACGAUGGACGAGCUCGAGCCGCCUGGGCCUGGCGACGCCGCCCCAUCGCCCGCCUCGGCCAGCCCAACGGCCGCAGCUCCCCGGGAAAAUCGGAUGGAAAAGUGCGCCGAUCCUAAUCAGAGACACCGAUUCUGCCCGGCAAUUCGCCUCAAUCCCGUUAAGAAGAAUCAGAUGCAUUCUUCUGUAAAUUGUUCACGUGCCUUGGAACUGCUUAGGCCAACAGUCUUUAAAGUUGCCAUCAAGAAAAAAUAUGAAAUUGGACCAACUGACCAAUACUUGUCUAUCACUAGUUCACACAAAUCUCCUGAAUCCUCUCAACUGCGUAGAGGUAAAGUAGCAUGGACCAAUACAACUGCACCAGUAAAAGGACACAUUCAGCCCAGGCCUAAACCAGACAGUCGAAGAUGUUCCUUCAGAUCAACCGAGCCAAAAAGCAAUGCACCAGCUGAGAACAGAAUGCCCCAAAUUACAGCAUAUGGAAUAAAGUGUGACCUUCUGCAAAAAACAAGCAGCAGAGGAUCUUUAUGCCAAAGCCCCACAUUAAUAAGGAAUGAAUCAGCACUUGGAGGCGGAGGAAUUGUUCAGAAUUUAGACAACGAACUAGAAAUGCUUAUUCAGCAGAUUAUCGAUGAUCAGGAUCUUAUAAGAAAAUACAAACUAAGUACUAACCAGGAUGCUGACGGCCAUCUUUCAAGGAAAGAGGAUAUUGGGGUAGAGGCAUCAUGUGAAAUAGAUGUUUCAUCUAGAUUUCACGAUUCAGAAUUUCAGGAGACCAAAGUAAAUGCUCGAGAAACACUUCAUCUUUAUCUGCCCAGCCUUGACAUUCAAGAAGAGGAGGAAUAUCCAACAGCAAGGGAACCAGAUGCCGGAGUUUCACAGACGUCAGAAGAAUCAACUGAAGACAUGAAAAUUAAAGGAAAAGAUAAAAAUAUUACUAAAAUUCAAGAGUCAAACAGGAUCAAACGUUCUGCUUGGGCAUGUCAGCCUGGUGGUGAACUGAAAGGUCAAAUGCAAAAGAGACCAAGUGAAAAGAAAUAUGCUCAUCCUACUUCAGUUACUUGUUACUUUGGAGAUACAAAAAAAUAUAGUGAGGCAUUUCAAGAUCGCCAAAAUGGAUUAGAUGAAAUACAACCAAUAAAGCACAAUAGCAGAAAUGAUGCAAUGCUUGAUUUAAAGAUCUAUGAUUUGGAAGCAGAACCAGACGAUGGUCAUGCUCUCCAGGAGAACUCGCAAAACAAUUCAAAUCCCAGGUCCAAAGAGAAUCCUACUCCUGUUACUGUUGUCGAGAAUGACAGAGAGAGAACAAAGAUACAUAUUCAACGCAAUAAUUUGGUAUUCAAUACGAAAGAAUCUGCUGUUACUGCCUUGCCCAUGACCAGACAUCUGACCAUUAGGCAAAACUACUAAUUUCCCAGUUCACAUCACCACUUAGCAGGCAGUAGUAUUUGCCGACUUAACUUAGAGACAUUUAAGUGUAAAUUUAAUAAAGGCAUUUAAUAUUAUGAGGAUUUUUGAUAAUAAAUAAAGUAGAAAAUAUUAAUGUUGAUGCAAGGAUUGAAAUAAGGACACCCAUUUAAGACAUUUACUAAAAAGAGCCAAAUAGUAAAA
Molecule: messenger RNA, 1681 nt
Organism: Amblyraja radiata (thorny skate)
Lineage: Eukaryota; Metazoa; Chordata; Chondrichthyes; Rajiformes; Rajidae
Exons: 6
Coding region: 77-1480 (467 amino acids)
Source: RefSeq, a predicted model, not a curated record